Molecule: messenger RNA, 225 nt
Organism: Clunio marinus
Lineage: Eukaryota; Metazoa; Arthropoda; Insecta; Diptera; Chironomidae
Source: the annotation of a GenBank genome assembly
AAAAUCAGUUUUUGUAAUGCAAAGUACAUCAACUCAAAUGACGAGGGCACAAAGUGAAAAGAACAUUUGCCUUGCUCGAUUUGUUAUGAUGCGUUUUUAUGAUAAUAAUACUCAAGGAUUAUUUUUAAUGCCAACCUGCGACUUUCUUCUUUUUCAUCAUCAUCUUAGCGUCAAGAAUGGGUUGAGCUCAGUUUCAUUUGUGCAAAGUGACGAAGGAAAUAAUUA